Molecule: messenger RNA, 739 nt
Organism: Periconia digitata
Lineage: Eukaryota; Fungi; Ascomycota; Dothideomycetes; Pleosporales; Periconiaceae
Source: the annotation of a GenBank genome assembly
CGUAAAUAUCACCGGCAGAUCUGGGUCAGCCAACGUGCCGUACUGGAUACACGUCAAAAGGAAGCAUAACAAUAAGCUACCAGCCAAGCAGCUUGACCAAGAGCCAAUAGUUACUCCCGCUAGGUAAUCGAUGGCACCACCAACACGAGGAUCUGCAUGGUUCCCGCGAGGCAUGUGUGUUGGCGCAAGGCUGAAAAAGCCAAGCAUGCCACUGCUUUACUGUUGCCUGGAGAAUUCGACUGCAGCAGCUGCUGCUGUGCUAACCAUAUCAUGUCCUUCCAUGCACGAAAUUAAUUUGCCUUGAAGACGUCACGGAAAUGGGGACAUAAGAUGGCUCUUGUUUGGGUGAAGCGAUGGGCAAGUGGAUUUUGAUCGGGAUUCAUUCACAAACAACGUGCAUGUCUUCUCGCCUAUAAACAGGCGACAACUAGCUGCGCAGGCUACUCUCAGUCCCACUAUAUUCUCAUCACCUGGUAAAGGUAUAUACGCGUUCCUUUCUUAAGCAGGAAUGAGUGCAGAGAAAGGGUUGCGAUAAAAUAACAACCAAUAACAACAGAGACACAUUGAGUAGCCAAUGAGAACUGAUUAUUGGAAAAAUCAAACAUGAGGAAUGGAAGAGAGAAAAUUGCGGCUGCUUGACAAGAGUGAUGGAUGUAGCUAAAGUAUGAAAUUGAUGGGGUUGUCCAAUGCAGGGAUUCAGGGCCGACGGAUGUUUGUUGUUUCAAGAUGUUCCGAUCAC